Molecule: messenger RNA, 1696 nt
Organism: Papaver somniferum (opium poppy)
Lineage: Eukaryota; Viridiplantae; Streptophyta; Magnoliopsida; Ranunculales; Papaveraceae
Product: protein MAINTENANCE OF MERISTEMS-like
Exons: 5
Coding region: 1-1497 (498 amino acids)
Source: RefSeq, a predicted model, not a curated record
AUGUCGGUCUAUUACGAGGAAAAAUAUCGAGUGAGCAUAGAAGAAGAAGUCGCAGAACAUGACGAAAUUGCUUUAGGAGGUGAAUAUGUUGCUUAUGAUGAUGAUGAUGAUGGUAAUGAUGGUGGGGAUGGUGAGGGGGAUGAGGAUGAUGAUAAUGAUGAAAAUGGUAAGGAAAGAAAUGAUGGUAGUAGUGGUGAUGAUGAUGAUGAGGAGAUUCAGGAGGAUGAGGAGGAUGCGGCGCAAACACAACCACAGUCACAACCACAUCCGAAGAAGAAAGUUCCAAAUGCACCGAGUGCGCGACACAUUCCACCCACGCAUUUGCAUCUUACUCGUCUACCCGGUGGGAAAUCCAGAGGUAAACCUAAAUAUGGAGGCAAAGUUCUAUUUGGAUAUGAUAGCUCGUGGGCCCGUACCAUCUAUGAGACAAUUGAUCAUAAGAAUGCCACGCGUCUUUUUAGACACCAAUCUUCUUAUGCAAAAAUGAAAAAAUGGCCCAUGGAAGGUGAAUGUGCAAGAGUGCGAGACAUUGUUGAAAACUCAGGUUCAGAUGCUUCCAUUCAAAACUCCGUGAUUGCAUAUGACAAGGCUGCAAUAUCAUGUUUUACUGAGAGGUUUUACGGCGAAGUCGAUGCUUUCCAAUUCCCUUUUGGCGAGAUGGCAUUGAUACCCGAAGACGCAGAACAGAUUCUAGAAUUGCAGGUUGAGGGGAAAUCCACGGGUUACAAGUUCAAGAAAAACCUAGAUUGGAAAAAAAUAUAUGAAUUGACGGAGAAGUUGUUUGGAUGGGAUGAAAAGACGACGUAUGACCUUUUUGUGAAGGGAAAGAAGUACCCAAAGAAAGAGUUUAAACUUAAGGAAAUUAGGAAGAUGCAUGCGGGGUCACUUGAGAAAGACGGAGACAAUGAACUACUCUCUGAGAAGGAAGUUCGUGCGACGGCAGCCGCAUACUUGUUGUAUGUCCUUGCUUCGGUUAUAUUUCCCGAUAGCAAAGGAAACAGAGUCAGCAUCAACCUUCUUCAACUUUUGGAUCCCUUGGAGGAGGUGAGUAAGUAUUCGUGGGGGACUGCCAUAAUAGCACAUUUGAACGCUCAGCUGGCAAAUGCUUCCCGGGAACGAACUUCUCAAAUGAACGGGAAUUUGUCUUUACUUCAGGUGUGGAUUUACGAGCAUUUCCCCUCAUUGAUCAAAGACGAUGGAGACAUCCAAUUGGAGCCAACAUGGAACAACACUAAACCAAGAGGAACUCGAUACAAGUACAGUGGAAGUCAGGAUAAGGAGGAAACUCAGAAGUUGAAGUUGUUAGCCAUGCGCCAAAAAUUGGACAACAUGACAGGAAAAGAGGUAAACUUUGAUCCCUAUAAGGAAGAUAGAGUGGGAGGACUCAUAGAUCUUGCAUAUUACCAUGGCCCUCUGUUUUACCCUUAUGGAUACUCAAUGAACAAUCCUAAUAGAGUAAUGCAUCAGCUUGGGUAUAUUCAAGAUUCACCUGAUUAGGAUUAUGUACCACCGUUCUAAUAUAAGUUAAAGAAAUACAAGGCGGACAGAAAGACGUUGGCUAUUGUUUACGAACCUGAGCCUAAGACUGAGCAUUGGAAUAAUAGGCAUUUGUCUACUAGUAGGGUAGACAUCUCUUGGUGGGAGCAUGUUAAUGAAGGUCACGAGGUAAGCGAUGAUUACAUGCCAUGGUAUGAAG